AUGCCGUCAGAAUACAUUGACUUUGAUCUCCCGUGUAGAUUGAAACAUCCGGUCGGUCUUGCAGUGGGAGAUAUUGAAAAGAUUCAAGUCAAUGCGUUGAUUGAUCGCUACGUCAUGCAGGUCGAGUUGGUUUUAGAUAUGGAGGAAACUGUUCCGAAAAAAUUUGCCAAUCGUGCUCAUGUUAAAAAACAUGUAGAGUAUCCAAACAAGGAUGAAUCCAAGCUCUAUGAGCAUCUUCUAGGCUUUAGCCGACCAACAGAAGAGGAGGAGGAGAAUGCAGCCCCAGAGCUUCCUCCUGAAUUUCAGCCGCUGAUAGAGAGAAUGGAAGAGCAAGAGAACAGAAUCAAAGGAAUAUACCAGCUGUUAGAGGAACAAUCAAAAAUGCUCAAAUCGAUAAAUCAACUGAAGCACGCAGAGGAGGAAUUUCGGCAGUCACAGCAGAGAAAAAUCUCAAGACGAUUAGCUCCCCACAGGUUCUAGGUUUAGUUUAUAAGUCCCCUUUCUUUACAUCAUAGCUGACAUUAUUACACUUAUUAAUCGUUCAAAUCAAAUAUUUGACUGUCGAGCGGAUGAAAAAACCUGUCAAACCAGUCGUACCAACGAUGACAGCCAAUCAAAGCGAGAGAAAGCAUUUGUCAUUAUUCUAAAGAUAAGAGACACUAUCAAUCUCAUUGAAAAGUUGAGAAAGUAGAUUAGACCAAUUAUCGUUGCCAAAAGGAAUAAAUUGACAACGACGUCAUACACAGGCUAAUUAAAUUCCACUGCAAAACAUUAAUGUAUUUCUCUGUUACGUUAAUGAGUUUCUCUGCUAAAAAAAGGGUUUAAUCCCUUCCCUACUGUAUUACUCGUACUUAGCUUUAUCAAUGAUUCAAGUUAAGCGUUUUCAAUACAUUGCAUUCUUUUCAUUCAGAAGUAUUUAGUUUUUCGAUGAUUCGCUGCAGUUUAUCAUAUUUAGCCUCUGAACACUGUUACCUGUUACAUUUGCAGUUAAGAGGCUGGGUUAAGGUAUUUUACUUAAUUCUGUUUAUUUUCGGUAAUUACGAGGUUUAAACUUCAAAUUGACAAUGUAACUGUCUUCUUCGAGCAAAAUCACAGCCACACAACAAACUGGGAUGAUUUUCGACCGCUAUAAAUAGCGCCUUCAUACUAAUUGAGAUGAACUUGAAAAAAGUUGGUCCGCUGUUUUUCAAGUUUACCCGAAUGCAAUCCGUUUCAAUGUUCUCAAUUUUGCCCAUCCAUGCCUCCUUUUGGCUUUUCUGUGUUGCUUUUAAGUUUUUCAUAGUUUUAAGCCGUUAUAUAAUGUGGUAAUGAUCAUUUGGUUAGUCAUAAACUUGACUAAAAUUGUGUGACCCAACCCCUAGUCUUCUCAACCAGCAUUUUAACUACACGUAUUAUGAGCCGAAAAUCAGUCUCUCUUUCAAUUACUUCAAGUCAUUUAUUCCGAGUUAACAUGACCCAUUCCCAAAGGAAUAGUUUGCUUUUUUUUCCAGCAAGUUGUAAGACUGAGGAUAGUAUUGACUGUUAAUAAAGCUAAUGGAGUUUAAUUACUAGAGGUCUCUGCGUUUAUCUCUGCACUUGAUUAUCUUCUAAGCAAGGUCGUUUUUCUUGCAACAAGCUCUGAACAUUGUUCCAUGUCACCGUAAUUCUCUGGUAAAAUCUUUACAAACUGGAAAUAACAAAGGAAAGAUUUUCUUUUCAAAGAAAAUUGUUUCCCUUUCACCGUGGUCAUUAAUUUUUCUCGCACCAGCCAUGCGCCGAAAGUUGAGCCCAUUUAACUUCAAUGAGUCUUCUAGCGAUGAUGACCCUAUGUUAUUCCCCUUAAGACUGAGGUCAUUUUUUUUUUUCAAGAAGCCAAAUUGUUUUAAUAUCGCUUUCAACCUGUGUCACUUUUCCAGAAAAUACCAUAGAAAAGUUUUGUCAUUUAGCCUUAGGAAAUUCAAAUACUCAGCAAAUAUUCCGUGUUCCCCAUUAGUUUGCAGGUUGCUUUCCCUGGCCAUUUAAUUUUUGUUUCCUCCACGUGCGUUUCCUCAAUACAUGUCCUAUUUUAACUCCCUCAUGGCCUACUCGCUGCGGUAG
This is a messenger RNA of Orbicella faveolata, 2076 nucleotides long. Its product is annotated as transient receptor potential cation channel subfamily A member 1-like. Gene Ontology annotation, molecular function: monoatomic ion channel activity. Gene Ontology annotation, biological process: monoatomic ion transmembrane transport. Lineage: Eukaryota; Metazoa; Cnidaria; Anthozoa; Scleractinia; Merulinidae. Gene Ontology annotation, cellular component: membrane; transmembrane transporter complex. The record is from RefSeq and is a predicted model, not a curated record.